AUGUUCGACAACAUCUCCAACUGGUUUUCCUCCAAGCAGGAACCUUCUCAAGAAGAUACCUGGAACGCCAUGACCGUUCACACUCACCAGCCCACCAGCCCCGAUGCUCCCUCCACCGACCGCGUUGUGACUGAGCAACCAAACUCCGAGCAGAACAUGAAGCUCCGCGGUGGUGGCGCCGGCGAUGUUUGCUGCGGCCUCUGCGCCGGUCUUCUCUGCUUCGAGUGCUGCGAGGACUGCUGCUAA
Molecule: messenger RNA, 246 nt
Organism: Penicillium waksmanii
Lineage: Eukaryota; Fungi; Ascomycota; Eurotiomycetes; Eurotiales; Aspergillaceae
Exons: 3
Coding region: 1-246 (81 amino acids)
Source: RefSeq, a predicted model, not a curated record